AUGCUAAUGGAGGCUUCUAGCUCAGUCAAUCCAAGUUUCUAAAUAAAUAGAUCUGUCCUAUCUCCUCAUUCAUAAAUGUUAAUGAGCCCUGACGGUAGAGAACGAUCUAUUAACUUUUUUCUGUCACAAAGGUUCAACGUAAGUUAGAAUACAGAGAGAUAAAUCAACAACAUAGAUGUAGACAAUAUAUUAAAUGAUGUAGAAAAUUAAAUUUAGUAAUAUACAUCAAGAAGUAAUUGCAGGAAUAAUCAGUAUUUACAAAAUAGGGAGAUUUUAGAUCAAUAGUAAUAAAUGAGAGAUUUAUAGUUUUAAUUUAGCAAUGAAAACAACAGUUAGCCUUUAAAUUUGCAAUAGUAGAACUUUAAUUUUUAAGUAAGUAACAUGCAAUAAUCAGAGUAAGUAUAAAAUUAAAAUUAAGAUAAAGGUCCAUCUUAAAAUUUACAACAACAAAUUGGUAUUUAUCAUCUAUACUCUUUAGAGCAACUGAAAAGAUAAGAUUACUCAAGAAAUAUAUUUAAAAUAAUCCUGAUUAUUAUGACAAUAAUAGUUGCUAUCAAUAUUCUAUUCAUCUUAAGUUUUGUAGUUUAGAUAAUAAAUUAAAAUAAUUUAAUCAUCUUAGGAACUAUCUUAUUAUUGAGCGCAGCCUACAUAAAAACCUAAAAACUCUGCUCGAAUUACUUAAUAGCAGAAAUUAUUUUUAUGAGUUUAUUCUUUUAGGCUUUAUACUUAAAUACAUAAAUCAAAAAAUUUCCUAACUUGAUGCUUAUUUUUUAUUGGCCUUUCGUCCACAUAAUGGGAUGGAUUUAAAGAAAUAUAAAAGUUGACAAUGACUCAGAAGAAGAUGACUAUUAAGUCAUUUACUUAAUAUUUGGACUUCGUUGCUUAAUAUUUGUGUAGGCUUUGAUGAUUCUACUUAAAAUAGAUUCAUUUGUUCAGUUCAACUGGGUUUCUAUUUUUGUUCCUACUAUUAUUAUUCUUGUGCUCACAACCAUAAUUUGCAUAUAGACUUUUUAUUAUUUGCUAAAAAAUAUAAGGAAAAAAAAUCCUAUAGUCAAUAAUAUAGGCCUAUAGUGGGAGACUGGAUUACUUAUAUCUACAUAUGCUUGUAGUUGGAUUUUGUUAAUUGGAGUUUUACUCUUGCUUUAAUCAAAUUUCUAAAAUAUGAUUCUUGCUAGCUUAGUUACAAAUGCAAUUGUUGGCUUUAUCAUGAUAAUCUUUUCUAAAAAGCAUUCUUUGGAUUUAAUAUAUUUUAUGUCUGAUUGCCCGACUCCAUAAGAAAUGAUUAAAAAUCUAAAUACUUUAAAAGUUUAAUAGUAAAAUUAGUAAAAUGUAGAAAAUCAAUCUAACGAAAUUGAGUAACCUCAAAUUAAUCAAAAUAUGCAAAAUGAUUAAUUAAAUGAAAGUAACCCUUAAAAAUCUCAUCAAGUCAUAAAUUAGAUUUCUCAAUUUUUUUCCAAAAUUGCUCAGAGACCUCCUUCAUAUUUGAUUAAAAUGUCCCAAACGUAUUUUAAAAUUACUUUCCAGGAUAAAAACUAAUUGCUCUAGGACAAAAAAAAGUAAAAGGAAUAAGAAAAGGAAAUUAAAAAAUAAAAAUAAAAAAUUGAACAAAAGUAAAAGAAAAUAUUAAUAAAUAAGAUUUAAAGUGAGAGCUAAAUUGAUAGACAAGAACAGAAAGAUAGUGAACAUAUUUUAUUUAAAAAUUCAAAUAUACAUAAAUUUAAAUCUCUUACUUAACUCACUUUCAAAAAUCAAAAUCAAAAUUCUUAAGCUAAUUUACAAAUUAAAUAAUUUAAUCUCAAUUAAAAUAAUUUAUAAAAAGAAAAUAAAAUUAAUGAAAUUUCUGUUGAUUGCAGCAGCAGCAGCAAAAGCGAAAGCAACAACGACAAUUUAAAAAUUUCAGAAAACAAAAAUGAAUCAUUAAACAAUUAAACCUCUAUAAAUACAAAUAAUAAUGAUUUAAGCAAAUCAGCAGAAGGGUAAAAAAAUAAACGAAGCGAAGUAACAUGUGUAGUCUGUUUUGAAAAUCCUCCGAAUUCAGUCUUUAUGAAUUGUGGGCAUGGAGGAAUUUGCAAGUAGUGUGCUCUUGAUAUUUCUAUAAAGACAGGCAUGUGUUUUUUGUGUAGAGAGCCAAUUAAAUAAAUAAUAAGAGUAAAGGAUACUUAAAGCAAUAAAAAGUAUUAAGAAAUAGCAAGUAUUAUAUACAUAGAUACAAAUCCUGAUAAUAAAUGA
Messenger RNA from Tetrahymena thermophila SB210, 2229 nucleotides. RefSeq names its product zinc finger, C3HC4 type (RING finger) protein. Gene Ontology annotation, molecular function: ubiquitin protein ligase activity. NCBI's taxonomy places the organism in Eukaryota, Ciliophora, Oligohymenophorea, Hymenostomatida, Tetrahymenidae. Gene Ontology annotation, biological process: protein ubiquitination. Gene Ontology annotation, cellular component: cytoplasm. The record is from RefSeq and is a predicted model, not a curated record. The transcript is spliced from 10 exons.